Molecule: messenger RNA, 3921 nt
Organism: Menidia menidia (Atlantic silverside)
Lineage: Eukaryota; Metazoa; Chordata; Actinopteri; Atheriniformes; Atherinopsidae
Source: the annotation of a GenBank genome assembly
GCAAUCGAAACACAAGGUUUGGUUUCAUUGUGAUCUAGCUGAAAUGACUCUUUAUCCAUCAAUUCACAUAGCUAAAAGGCCACACAGGGAUAUAAAUUGAACGCACCCUUCCUCCUUCUUGAAAGGGAGGGUAACGUCAAGUUUGUGUGAAGUUGUGAAAAGUUGUCAAGCCGAAAAAAGAGCAAAGAAACUCCUCCCGUCUUCAAAUUAUGAGCAAUCAACAGCAGGGUGAAAUGGCCGCUGUGGAGAGCGGUGGAGGAUACAGUCAAAAGAGAAACACAAACUCACAAGACUCACAGCAGCCAUCACCUCUUGCCUUGUUGGCAGCCACAUGCAGUCGAAUUGACACCCCUGGAGAAAACGAUUCCCAAGCAGACCAGCAGCAAAGUCAGCAGCAACAGCUUGAACUAAAUCAGGGUGUUUUUACCUCCAGUGCCAAUGGCUGGCAGGUUAUCCCUGUCAGCAUGCUACCAUCUUCACCAACCUCAGGCUCUAACACUGUUACCACAGACUCCUCAGGCGUGAUGACAGGAGGAGACGCCAGCAAGAGCAGGCAGGUGCUGUCACCAUCAACUGCUGCCACCAGCGCUCACAGCCAGCAGCAACAGCAAUAUGUAGUAGCUCAGGCUCCAUCAAUGCCAGGCCAACAGGUGCUCACCACUCUUUCAGGGGUAAUGCCUAACAUCCAGUACCAGGUUAUACCACAGUUUCAGACAGUUGACGGCCAGCCGCUGCACUUUGCACAUGCUCAGCAGGACUCUGGUCUAUCUACCGCAGCUGGAGCAGGGCAGCAGUUUCAGAUAGUGUCUUCUCCUAAUGGUCAGCAAAUCAUAGCGGCAACAAACAGAGCUGGAGCAGCCGGAAACAUUAUAACCAUGCCGGGUGUGCUUCAGGGAGCCAUCCCCAUACAGAAUAUUAGCUUAGGCAAUGGUAUGUUACAAAACCAGCCCCAGUUCUUGGCUAACAUGCCAGUUUCUCUGAAUGGAAACAUCACUUUGUUGCCUGUCAGUAUGGGUGCUACAGGAGGAGAUGGAAGUGGUGGAGGAGAUGCAGGGGGCAACCAACUCAACCAGCAGCAAUCCCAGCAGCCUGUGUCUUCUACCAGCAGUGCAGGUUACAUGACAAGUGUAUCCACUGCCACCACACAGACCUCCUCUUCUUAUGGCAUUACCCAAACACAGAAGAGUAAUGGGUCGAUGACAGCAACCUUCCAGCAGAACCCAGCAACUUCUCUCGGUGUUCCAAUUCAGCCAGACAACAGAGACGGGCAGCAGCCUCAGCAAAUUCUUAUCCAGCCCCAGCAGAUUAUUCAAGGUGGAGCCCCUCUGCAGACCAUCCAGGCUGGCACUGUUACAACAGCAAGUGGUCAAGUUUUUGCUGCUCCAACUCUCAGCCAGGAAGGGCUUCAAAAUCUUCAAAUUAUGCCAAAUGCUGGGCCCAUCCUCCUGCGCACUGUGGGCCCCAAUGGCCAAGUUAGCUUUCAGACCAUUCAAAUCCAGAGUCCAGCCGGUACCCAAAUCACACUGGCCCCAGUUCAGUCUCUACCCCAGCUUGGCCAGGCACAGGGAACUGCUGGUGGGGGAGCAGUACCUGUCAACACGAUGCAGAUUCCAGGCAUUCAAACCAUAAAUCUCAACACUCUUGGAAGCACCGGGCUGCAGAUGCAUCAUCUGCAGGGAGUUCCCAUUACUAUUGCCAGUACAUCAGGUGAGCAGACACUGCAGACAGGUGGAGAAAGUUUGGAUGACAGUACAGCAAUGGAUGAUGAGGAUAUAAGCCCCCAGCCACAGGGGCGGCGUAACCGGCGAGAAGCAUGUACCUGCCCCUUCUGCAAGGAUGGAGAGGCCCGUGACCCAAACAAGAAGAAGCAGCACAUUUGCCACAUCAGCGGAUGUGGGAAAAUCUACGGCAAAACGUCCCACCUGCGGGCUCAUCUUCGCUGGCACACGGGAGAACGUCCCUUUGUCUGCGGCUGGGCUUUCUGCGGCAAACGAUUUACCCGCUCAGACGAGCUUCAGCGCCAUAAAAGGACACACACAGGCGAGAAAAGGUUUGUCUGUCCCCACUGUCCCAAACGCUUCAUGCGCAGCGACCACCUCUCAAAGCACAUCAAGACCCAUUUGAACAAGAAGGCAGUUGUAGUUGCCAACAGCAGCCCCACAGGUCCAGUUGAAGCUGCAUCUCCGUCUGCAGGGGAAGCCGGCACAGAGGCCGUGUCAGCCAAUGACCAGCACACCAUUGUCACCAUGGAAACCUUAUCUGCAGAGAGCCUAGCUCGAUUAGCCAGCAGUGGUAUCAACAUGAUGCAGGUGGACCUUCACCAGAUCAAUGGCAGCAGCUACUAAAUGCAGAGGAGGAAGAUGGUGGGAAUUGUAUUUGGACAUUUGUGGUUAAAAAGGGCAGGGUACUGCAGGAGCAGAACCCCUCAGAUGCAACACAACAGACUCUAAUUAAUUGUAGAACUGAGGCGGGAAUUUCAUAUCCAUCUUGUAUUUAGAUACCUGUGGCAUUUGAGGGUUGGAGGUGGAAGCUUUGAAAAAAAAAUGUUAGGCUAGAGAAAUCACUGUAAAAUCCUGUUUCCCCUGAAUGGAAAUGGCAUCACACUAACAUUUGCCCCGCACAAAUCCAGCUUUCCUUGCUCACAUGUGGGAUCGAAAUAAACAACGCAGGUCAGCACACUUCAUGUUGAAUUCAUUGUUAGUAAGAACUCGUUGAAACUUCUUCAGUGAAGAGAUCUCACUUAGUCAGGCUCCUACUUUUUACGGGGCUGGAAGUUUUGCCACUCGUCCCUCUUCAUGUGAGGAGUUUCCUCCCCAAACAGACAGAGCUGUGGUGUGCUAGCUGGCCUGCAUGAUCCUAAAAAUGUAAUUUUCUUUCUCAAUAAUCCUCCAAACCUUUAGCAGUAAAUACUGAUGUAUCAGAUUGCUAUGGUUACAUAAAUGGUAGAACUGGAUGUGUUUUACAAAUGAGCAUUUCCGGUAUAAUGGGAAUUAUGUUUAUACAGCGUUACAUGCUUACAUGAGGUCACCGCUAGAUGGGGUCAGAAGCACUAAUCUGUGUGAGGAUGUAGGUGUCAGGGCACUGAAAUCCUGAGGAUAACUCUAACCUCUUGUAAGUACAAACAUUCAAGCCAUUAUGCUUUAAUAUCUGUGUGAUAGCAAAGCAUCUAGUGUUUUUCUUUUUUAUGCCUGUGUGUAUAAUUUGUAAAGGCUAUAGAAAUUCUUAGCAUAGUCAGGAUCAUCUUACAUGAUUGCAGGAAAUUGCCUUUCAAUUGUCUGAACCUGUAAUGUACAAUCAAUCUUAAUCUUGUUACUUUUAUAUACAUAUAUAUAUAUAAAUUUGUAAACGUCAGAGCCUUCCUAUCUUGGAACAUGUUUCACAGUCCAGGUCUUCCAGUUCUUUUCUCCCCCUGCCUGUUGGUAUACCUAUCUUAAUCAGUUUUUUUAUAUUUUUAUUUUUCCUUUGGGGGAACUAUUUGAGUCAUUCAUGGCCAGAGUGAACAUUUUGCAAUAAUGUCUAGUGAGCGUGAAUAUAAAAGCUCAAACCAAAGGUUCAUACAUAUUUUAAAGGAAAACUAGGAACCAACUUUGGUCGAUAAACUUUCUAACACUUGUAUUACUUGUACUAAAGUUAUAACUGGAACAGAUUCAGCUUGAGGCACAGGUUGGAUUUAUUUCCCUUUGUUGUCCAAUUAAGCGAAUUGAGAAGUGCAGUGACAUGUGCUAUCCAUUACUUUUUUUUUGCUUUACAAUUAUGCUUUGAGAAACAAUUGUAACCUGUGCAAUGUUUGUGUAAAAUCUUGAAAAUUAAGUUCUUUGGACAACAAGUGCUCUUAUUUCUUUGCUGAAUUUUAAAUGAGGGAUUUUAUAUUGUGUUUAUACAACUACUGCAAAUGCCAAGAGCUGGAUUAAAAUGACAUCU